Molecule: messenger RNA, 557 nt
Organism: Mytilus californianus (California mussel)
Lineage: Eukaryota; Metazoa; Mollusca; Bivalvia; Mytilida; Mytilidae
Exons: 2
Coding region: 54-416 (120 amino acids)
Biological process (GO): cilium organization
Source: RefSeq, a predicted model, not a curated record
UGUAUUCAUAUUGCAAUGUUUAUGUUAUUAUUUACUUCCGGUAAGAAGAAAUUAUGAAAAGCACAGCAACCAAAUUAGAAAAUGGUCCACCAGUGGAACCGUUACAUGAUCUUAUCAGCUCAGAGCGGUACUUAGACUCUUUAGAGAGACGACUAAACAAAGUGAAAGGAAAACAGACAAAGGAACCAACUGCCAAAGAAAUGCUAACAGCUCUUGAGAAAACGAAAGAAGGUCAAAUGUAUCAGUUAUUGGAAAGAAAUACACAAACUUUGUCUUCACAGGAUCCAUGUUUAGAUGGUGCUGUGGUUAAUAAAACACAUUCUGGAAAACAACAAAACUUGGAAGAAAUCGUAGCUAUUAUUUAUCAAGAUGCUUUAUCAAAAGAUAAAGAAGAGACUGAAACUGACAAAGGAUGAUACUUUGUACCUUCAUGUUUUUUAAUACUUUAUUUCAGGGUAAAAAAGAUAAAUGAUUAUGUAUAAACGUGACAAGACAGAAAUGUGAACUUCAUGUCGGAAGGUUAAUAAAAUUGUCAAAAAACAUGUUAUUUUACUUGA